GCACACGGAAAUGCAGCACGCAGUGUUGGGGAAACGGAAAGGAAACCCGGAAAAGAAAACAGAGCAGGACUCCACUCCACACUCCACUCUCCUCCGCCCUCCUCACUCUCUCUUUCUUGGAUCGUAAGCAAUCGCGGAGGAAAUCCAUCCGCAAUCGUGGAGGGGAGGACAUUUUGAUCGGUGCUGGUUUGCCAAGGCGGGGACGAGGGUACAUGGUGGCCGUCAUGGAUCGAGGCGUGGACGGGAGGACGGGGAGGGGCCAGCAGUGGAGGCGCACCAGCCCUUUCUCCCGCUCUUUGCUCCUCUUCUCGCAGUAAUCGGGGAGGGUGGUGGUGGUGGUGGUGGUGCCGGUGCCAUCUGAAUUUCUGCGGAGCUCGCCAUGAAGCGGCCCGGCGGCGGAAACCCCUCCUCCCUCCACCAGAUGGCCAGCCCCAAUGAUAUGGACUACGGCGUGGUCGGGAUGGAGGCGGACGGGGACGCGGAGGAGGAGAUGAUGGCGUGCGGCGGUGGCGGCGGCGGCUGCGGGGGAGGGGAGAAGAAGCGGCGGCUGAGCGCGGAGCAGGUGCGCGCCCUGGAGCGGAGCUUCGAGGUGGAGAACAAGCUGGAGCCGGAGCGCAAGGCGCGGCUGGCGCGCGACCUCGGCCUGCAGCCGCGCCAGGUCGCCGUCUGGUUCCAGAACCGCCGCGCGCGCUGGAAGACCAAGCAGCUCGAGCGCGACUACAACGCGCUGCGCCACUCCUACGACGCGCUCCGCGUCGACCACGACGCCCUCCGCCGCGACAAGGAGGCCCUCCUCGCCGAGAUCAAGGAUCUGAAGGGGAAGCUGGGGGACGAGGAGGCCGCGGCGAGCUUCACGUCGGUGAAGGAGGAGCCGGCGGCGUCCGACGGCCCGCCGCCCGCGGGCAUGGGGUCAUCCGACAGCGACUCGAGCGGUGUUCUGAACGACACGGACGCGACCGGCGCGACACCAACAGAGGAGGCGCCGGCUCCAGACAUGGGGACGCUGCUCGGCGGGCCCGGGGCGGCCGGCGCGGCGGCGGCGGGGCACGGGCAGGUGUUCCUGCACGGGAAUUUCCUGAAGGUGGAGGAGGACGAGACGGGGUUCCUGGACGACGAGGAGCCGUGCGGGGGGUUCUUCGCCGACGAGCCGCCGCUGGCGUGGUGGACGGAGCCGACGGAUCCCUGGAAGUGAGGCGCGGCGGAGAGAGAGAGACUCGGUGGGAGACGACACCUCGCGCGGGGAAUAAAAGAUUAGUGAAGAAAGCAGGGGCUUUUCUGAAAUUUUUGUAAAUCUCGUUUUUAUCUAGUCCUUUCCUGUCAAACCCUCGCCGUCGCUAGGCAGCCAGCAUCAGCAAUAGUACUACUACUACUACUAGUGCCAUUUCCGCCCCCGCUCUUUCUGCCAUUUCCUUUUUCCUCCCGUAAACCCUCGCCUUUUAGCUAAAAACUUAAAUGUUCAA
Molecule: messenger RNA, 1460 nt
Organism: Triticum dicoccoides
Lineage: Eukaryota; Viridiplantae; Streptophyta; Magnoliopsida; Poales; Poaceae
Product: homeobox-leucine zipper protein HOX4-like
Exons: 3
Coding region: 380-1192 (270 amino acids)
Biological process (GO): positive regulation of DNA-templated transcription
Cellular component (GO): nucleus
Molecular function (GO): DNA-binding transcription factor activity, RNA polymerase II-specific; sequence-specific DNA binding
Source: RefSeq, a predicted model, not a curated record